Messenger RNA from Scutellospora calospora, 417 nucleotides. The record is from the annotation of a GenBank genome assembly. Lineage: Eukaryota; Fungi; Glomeromycota; Glomeromycetes; Diversisporales; Gigasporaceae.
AUGGCGACUCUUGUCAAAGACAAUACCAGUAAGACGACUAUCUACGUUGGGGGUCUUGAUGAUCAAGUUAACGAACAAAUCCUCCACGCAGCUUUUAUUCCGUUUGGUGAUAUUGUUGAAAUUCAAAUCCCUCCAGAUCCUGCUUCCCACAACCAACAUCGUGGAUUUGGAUUUAUAGAGUUCGAAGAAGCCGCCGACGCUCAAGCUGCGAUUGAUAAUAUGAAUCUAUCAGAACUUUACGGUAAAGUUAUUAAGGUCAAUCUGGCCAGGCCUAUGAGAGUUAAAGAAGGAAGCAUGCGAGCUGUGUGGUCUGAGGACGCGUGGUUACAAAAAUACGCACUCAAAUCUGCUGAUCCGAAUGUUCCCUAUGAAUCUAGUGAAUCUAAUGAAUCUAAUGAGGAAGAUGAUAAGUCGUAA